UAACUAGGGAUGCGUGUGGGUUAUUUGAACACUGUUCGAGAUUGGAUUAUGAACGUAUGUUAAUAUAUUAACAUAUUUAGCUGUCUCGGUGGUGGCGAAGAUGGCUUUAAGCAAGGCUAUAAAGCCCGUCUCAUUUCUUUUGCGAGAAUGUAGUGAAACGCUAGCGGUAAGGACAAACUGCUUGGCAUUUGGACCAAAAUAUGCUCGCUACUCAGUGUCGACUGCACGACCUUUAAUUAACUGGACUCCAGUUACUACUCAUACUGAUGGAAACUUCACAAGCCAACCAGUCAGAUUUUAUGCCCGUGCUGCAAGAAAAAAGCAAGAAUUUCCAAGUCAACUUCAAGACCUGCCCCCAUCAAUGCUUAAACUUGAAUAUGCUGCUGUUCCACUCGCUCAAACAACUAGUGAUGUUGUGAAGAAGCUGAUUUCACUGGAACUGGCAAGCCACGGCGAAAAACUGCGGUUAAAAGAAGAACAACUGAUUUCCAAAGUGCAGAGGGAUAAGAACGAUCGUACUUCAACAGAGGUGAAGGUGGCUGUUUUGACUGCAAGGAUCCGCAACUAUCAGGAACACUUGCAGAAACAUCCCAAGGAUAAGGCCAACAAGAGGAGGAUGCUGAUGAGCAUCGACCGUAGGAAGAAAAAGCUUAAGUUUUUGAGGAGGACCCGCUACGACGCUUUUGAGAAAGUCUGUCAGGAGCUGGGAAUCGCCUACACCUUCCCACCUGACUACUACAGACGCGUCACCAAGCGCUGGCUGGCUAAGAAGGCCCUAUGUAUCAAGAUCUUCAAAGAGGCCCAGAGGAAGAGGGCAGAGAGGAGAAAUAAAGUGAAACAGGCUGCCUCCCAAGCAAAGAUUGAGCCAUCCGGGGCUCCUCCACCAGAAACCCAAGAGACUGCAGUCUAAUGAUGUCCAUCUUAUAUCAAUAACUGGCCAACAUAUAUUUAUUGGGAUGUACACCAAGUUCCGUUUAUUAAGAAUCACAAAUAAAUGGCUUUUUUUUUUGUUUGUUUUAUGUUUUUUUUUGUUGUUCUACUUAAGGGGAACAUUCAGU
Chanos chanos (milkfish) is the source of this 1058-nucleotide messenger RNA. It is a transcript of the gene mrps15, whose product is annotated as mitochondrial ribosomal protein S15. Gene Ontology annotation, biological process: mitochondrial translation. The transcript has 8 exons. The record is from RefSeq and is a predicted model, not a curated record. Gene Ontology annotation, molecular function: structural constituent of ribosome; RNA binding. Bases 101 to 910 code for a protein of 269 amino acids. Lineage: Eukaryota; Metazoa; Chordata; Actinopteri; Gonorynchiformes; Chanidae. Gene Ontology annotation, cellular component: ribosome; mitochondrial small ribosomal subunit.